UUUCACAAGACUUUCUUCUGUGUUGAAAACGUAAUACACACGUUAUCCCUACUUAUACCACCUCACUUGCCCUUCCUCUCUCACACGCACCAUUACUCAUUCUUCUCGCCAUUAGUGAAUCUAUCACUUCAAGCUCAGAUCAAAUAAUUCGAUUGCUUUUCAUGGAUCAAUUCUCGUCUACGAUAUGCUGCUUGUUUGCACUCGCAUCUUGUUUCCAGAUGAUAAAUUGUAAUAUAACAUGUCUGCCUCAUGAAAGAGAUGCUCUUCUUACUAUCAAAGAUCAAUUACAUCCUGCACUUCAAUUGAAUUCAUGGAACGGCUUUAAUUGCUGUGUGUGGAGGGGAGUGGAAUGUAGCUCGCAGAACUCACAUGUUAUCAAACUCGAUCUUCCCAAUCACUCACGGUUCCGGUUCCGUGAUUACAUGAUGGAAGAGAGAAACGGGGAACUUUCUGGAGCUUUGUUUCAAUUAAAACAGCUGCAGUAUUUAGAUCUAAGCUACAAUUUUUUGAGUGGUGUUCUACGUAAAGGUCUGUUUGACUUGCGAGAAUUGAAACAUCUAGAUUUGAGCUACAACUAUUUUGAAGGUGAAAUACCAAAGGAUCUUGCCUACUUGCACAAGUUAGCUUAUCUCAAUUUGUCUUUGGCCGGCUUCAGUGGUAUAAUUCCUUGGCAAGUGGGGAAUCUUUCUCAGCUGCAAUUUCUGGACCUAUCUUCUGACUCUCUCUUAUAUAGUAAGAGUUUAGAGUGGAUAGAGAAGCUAUGGGCCUUAAAAUACUUGUCCCUUAAUGGAGCACUGCUGAGUAUGACAGGAAAGCAAUUGGAAGCACCCCUUUCUCAUCUUCACAAUCUCCAACAUCUCGACCUUGAAAAUUGCAUGCUUUCAGGGCACAUUCCCAAUGCUAUCCAAAACCUAUCUCGUCUCUCCCACGUCCAACUGGGUCUGAACGCCCUUGAAGGGUCAGUGCCUUUAUGGUUAGCAAAUAUGACUAGUUUAGUCUCUCUUUCAUUGGAAGUGUGUCAAUUAAGUGGUUCAUUCCCCUUAAGUCUCUCUCGUCUGCCUACCUUAAAGGAGCUCAAGUUGGGGGAGAACGAGUUAUUGAAUGGAAAUCUAAGUCAAAUAUUAUGCGGUGAAUGGUCCCAGCUCACCGUAUUUUCUCUAUUCGAUACAAGUAUGGCAGGAAGUAUACCAUCUUGUAUUGUAAAUAUUUCCACCCUCAUCUAUCUUGACUUGGGAUCAAUAAAUCUGGAAGGGCAUAUUCCUCGUUCCAUUGGCAAUCUCUUGGCUCUUCAACACCUGGAUCUUAGUAGCAACUCUUUGAGCGGAGAGAUUCCAUGGUCACUUGGUCAAAUUUCAUCUUUGACGUCUUUGGAUAUUUCUUCCAAUCUAUUGAGUGGAAAUAUACCUUCUGAAUUGGGUAAUGCUCUUUCCUUAGCUUCUUUACAACUUUCCUCUAAUCUGCUGAGCGGCAAUAUACCUUCCGAGCUUGGAAACCUUUCUUCUUUGACUUACUUACAACUUUCCUCAAAUCUGCUGAGCGGAAGUAUACCAUUUGAGCUAGGGAAACUAACAUAUCUACAGGGUCUCUAUCUUAGUGACAAUCUGCUAAGCGGUAUCAUUCCCAAUUCAAUUGGAAGUCUUUCAAGCAUUACAGCUAUUGACCUAUCUUCCAACAACCUUCGAGGCAACCUUUCUCUCAUCUACUUAGAAAAUGCAACUAGACUGGUUAGUCUUGAUCUGUCUUACAAUCGAUUGACUAUUAUCAUUGGAUCAGAUUGGAUACCCACAAUUUUCUUUGAAAGACUCUUUUUAGCUUCGUGUAGUAUUGGGGGAAUCAUUCCACCAUUUCUUUCAACACAGUAUAGAUUGGAGUAUCUAGAUCUCUCCAAUACUAAUUUGUUUGGAAAUAUUCCAGAUUGGAUAGGGAUGCUCCAUCAUCUAAGAUAUCUGAACUUGUCAUACAAUAACUUGCAGGGUCCUAUUCCCUCUAGCUUGAAUGUAAGCUCUUUAUCAGCUUUAGACCUACAUAGUAAUGCAUUACAGGGUUCCCUUCCAAUUCUUUCAAUGUCGGCAUCAGCUUUGGAACUGUUGGACUUGUCCCAGAAUGGAUUUACAGGUUUUCUUGCAGUGGAUGUCGGUAAUUUUCUACCGUUCAUAAAGUUUUUAUCAUUUUCGGCAAACAAUCUAAGUGGUGAUGUGCCUUCUUCAAUUGGCCUUUUACAGCGGAUGGAGGUUCUAGACCUGUCAAAGAACAAAUUAUCUGGUAAAAUACCAUCAAGCCUAGCUAAUUGCUCUUCAUUGACAAGAUUAAAUCUAGCAAAUAAUGGUUUAGCAGGAGAGAUUCCAUCCCAGAUAGGAAUGCUAAGCCAACUUCUGUCACUUCACCUCAAUCACAAUUUGUUGAAGGGAAAAUUGCCAUCAAGUCUUCAGAAUUGUUCCAGCAUACAAAUUUUAGACCUAACUAGUAAUAUCUUUUCUGGAAACAUACCCAUUUGGUUGGGUCAAUUAUCUGAGUUGAUGAUACUUGUUUUGAGAUCAAAUAAGUUUUAUGGACACAUUCCACAUCAAGUGUGCAAUCUAUCAAAUCUCCAUGUUUUAGAUAUUUCACACAAUAGUUUGAUUGGAGCCAUCCCACAACAGUUUGCCAUGUUGGAAGGCAUGAGGAAUCCCCAAGUGGAAAGCUCAAAUGUCAAUAUCCGUAGCUUCUAUUAUUACAAAGAAGAGAUCAAAGUUUUUAACAAAGGAUCCGAGCUGGAGUAUGCCAAAUCAGUUUUGUUACUUAUAACUUGCAUUGAUCUAUCUGCAAAUAAUCUAUCAGGUUACAUUCCUCCAGUAAUUGGAAAUCUUAAAGGUCUCCAUGUAUUGAACUUAUCAGAGAAUAGUCUUACUGGGGAGAUUCCAAUCAGUUUUGGAAUGCUACAGGAGCUAGAGUCAAUUGAUCUUUCAAACAACAAGUUGCAUGGCAAGAUUCCAGAUGAAAUACUACAAGUUUUCUCUUUGAGUUUUUUCAUUGUAUCUAAUAACAUGCUUUGUGGAAAGAUACCAGCAGGACGUCAAUUUAAUACCUUUAGUUCUGCUUAUUUUUCAGGGAACCCUAAUCUUUGUGGAUUUCCAAUUAACAAUAGAUCAUGUAGAUGUGGAGAGAAAUCAAAUUCUAGAAUAUCAGCUCCUCUUCCAAGGAAAGAUGAAUAUGAGAGAGAACAAAUUCCAUGGCAUUGGUAUGUAGAGUGGAUUUCAAGUGUUGGGGUUGGAUUUUGGGGAGUAUUUGGAAUCUUGGCUGUAAAAAGGCAUUGGAGGAAAAGAUUUGUUCUAAUGUUGGAUGAGAUGGCAAUUUCUUUAUUAAGUAGAUUCACAACUAGAUAUUAAGUGUAGAUGUAAAAUCAUCACAUUAAUGUGAUUAUAUUGUAUUUCCCUUUUACUUAAUAUAUAUACUUUCUUGCUUUCAUGUUU
Messenger RNA from Cryptomeria japonica (Japanese cedar), 3449 nucleotides. RefSeq names its product receptor-like protein 52. The transcript is spliced from 3 exons. The coding region runs from base 162 to 3365 and encodes 1067 amino acids. Gene Ontology annotation, molecular function: protein binding. Lineage: Eukaryota; Viridiplantae; Streptophyta; Pinopsida; Cupressales; Cupressaceae. The record is from RefSeq and is a predicted model, not a curated record.